AAUCUGCCAGAAGAAAUAGCAGCUUAGAACAAACGAAGCUCCAUACCUAUAAAUUUCCGAAAAUCGAUUAUAUUUUUCUCUUUUCUCAACUUUUAAAAAUACAGAAAUGAACUCUCCUAUGAAUUACGCUAUUGACGAUAAGGACCUAGACGACGCCGCAUUAUGGGCAGUGAUCGACUCUGCCGCCGCCGCCGCCGCCUCACUUUCCUCCUCCACCACCACCACUAUCUCCAAAUACCGCAAAACUCUACCUUACAACCACUCUCCAAUUCGGCCCCUUCACAUUCCAAAUCCUUCUCCACAGUCUAAUCCUAGAAACUUCCAGAAUCAUCACCGUGACGGUGAGGUACUAAAUCACCGGCCGCAAAAAAUCUCCAGGUCAAACACUAACUGUGUUUCGGAACUGAACGAGAUGAGUCCGAAACCGAUGGCGGUAGUAAAGCACGUGCAGCGCACGCCGAACGUGACUAAUUAUUCGUCGCCGCCAGUGACGAGGAAGUCCCCGGUUCUGGUUCCGGUAUCGCAGUAUGAUCAAAACUAUAACAGUCCGAUUGGAUCGGAAAGUUCUCCGGAUAGAGAUGGCAUCAUGAGGCAUAGCUUGGCCGGUCAGUUUCCAUCUGUUUCUCUGUUCAAGGAGUAUCAAAAUGCGGCUAUGGCGAUUCUGGAGAAAGGUGAUUACACUAUGAUUUCUGGAAAUCCCUUCAUAAAAAAAGCUGGUUGGAGGAAGAUAUCCUUUUACUUCAAUCUGUCAUAUGAAAUUAAAGACAAGAGCAUCGAAUUUGAUGAGAACCGUAAUGUCCUACGUGCUGAAUUUAUAGUUCGGGCGUACAUGCAGGGUGGUAGGUUCUCAGAUGGAUGGGGUUCAUGUGAGAGGCGGGAGAAGAAGUUUCUAAAACCAAAUCAUGACAUUCCCAGCACAGCAGAAACCAGAGCCAAAAAUAAAGCAUGCCAGGACUUGCUUGGAAUUGGAGAAUAUCGUCCUGGUGUGAACCAGAGUACUAAUCGCUAGAACAAUCAAACAGUAACGUCCUCCAUACCUGAGUCAUUUGUAGUUCCAUUAACCUAAGACAGAAUACUCAUUAUAUCAAGUCUCCUCCUAACAGAAGUUUCACUCAACCCCAAACCUGAUAUUAGGUAAUAUGAAAAGCCAUGGAAACAAGUAUAGAAAGAAGUCGUAUCAUGUAUGCACUGUAGUACACGCCUAGUGUGCUUGUAACAUCUAAAGCCAAUCCUGUACUUUGGCUUGUUAUAUUUUUUUCCACUUUUUCUCUCCUUUGUGUACUCGGUGUGGGAUAAUACUGGUUAUGUUGUUGUUUAUCUCCUUAGUGUGA
Nicotiana tabacum (common tobacco) is the source of this 1331-nucleotide messenger RNA. RefSeq lists its product as uncharacterized. Lineage: Eukaryota; Viridiplantae; Streptophyta; Magnoliopsida; Solanales; Solanaceae. The record is from RefSeq and is a predicted model, not a curated record.